UGAUCCGUGUAGAUAUGCCCCACUAUAACAACAUCAUCGUUUUGGACUUGAAAACUACUAUAAUCCAUCUGAUUUGAUCUGCUCUGAUCUGUAGUAGCAAACCCUAUGGCUGUUUUCUCCAAUUUAGUCAAACAAACUCACCUAAUUAUAAAACAACAUUCAAAAGCACCAAACUUUUUGCACUCUGGAUUCCAAUUCCGUACACUUCUCCUUCAGUCGGCUUCUGAUUCCGUCAAACUUCAUCGACUUCCCGAUGCCGAUUCCGGAAUUAUACAAAUUGAUAUGGAUAGACCCGAAGCGAAAAACGCCCUUGGAAAGGAUAUGUUGGGGGGAUUACUGAAUAGUUUUGAAGCUAUAAGUACAGACUCUGCUGCAAAUGUGUUGAUGAUUUGCAGUCAAGUUUCUAGAGUCUUCUGUGCCGGCGCCGAUUUAAAGGAAAGAAGGGGAAUGAACGUAUCUGAGGUUAGAGCUGUUGUUAACUCACUGAGGUCAACAUUCUUAUUCUUAGAGGAACUCCAAAUUCCAACUAUCGCAGUUAUUGAAGGUGCAGCAGUGGGCGGGGGAUUGGAGAUGGCACUAGCUUGUGACCUUCGGAUAUGUGGAGAAGAUGCGAAGCUGGCCUUGCCAGAAACCGGGCUUGCUGUAAUACCAGGGGCUGGAGGGACACAACGUCUGCCUAGGUUGGUUGGGAAAUCAAUAGCCAAAGAGCUUAUUUUCACUGGCAGGAAGAUCAGUGCCAGAGAUGCUUUGUCGCUGGGUUUGGUCAACUAUUGUGUUCCUGCUGGCGAGGCUUAUUCAAAGGCACUUGAAGUUGCCCGUGAUAUAAAUAAAAAGGGUCCUGUAGCGAUCAGGAUGGCUAAGCGAGCCAUUAAUGUGGGUCUAGAAGUGAACAUGACCAACGCAUUGCGUGUGGAGCAAGACUGCUAUGAACAGACGCUGCACACAAAUGACCGCUUAGAAGGCUUGGCUGCCUUUGCUGAGAAGCGAGAACCUUUGUACAAAGGUGAAUAAAAUUAGCAAACAUCAACUUUAACCAUUGCAAACAUGACAUUGAUUAUAAACCUUUAACAUCUGAGUUUAAUACCUUGUAACAGAAUAGAUUAUUUAAAAAGGUUUGACUCCCAUUGUCAUGAGACUUAUCUGUGACUGCACAGGCCUGUUUACAGCUACGUAAAUAUAAUUUCUUUCA
This is a messenger RNA of Erigeron canadensis, 1189 nucleotides long. Its product is annotated as probable enoyl-CoA hydratase 2, mitochondrial. The record is from RefSeq and is a predicted model, not a curated record. Gene Ontology annotation, cellular component: mitochondrion. Gene Ontology annotation, biological process: fatty acid beta-oxidation. The coding region runs from base 106 to 1011 and encodes 301 amino acids. Gene Ontology annotation, molecular function: enoyl-CoA hydratase activity. The transcript has 8 exons. Lineage: Eukaryota; Viridiplantae; Streptophyta; Magnoliopsida; Asterales; Asteraceae.